Molecule: messenger RNA, 2504 nt
Organism: Nycticebus coucang (slow loris)
Lineage: Eukaryota; Metazoa; Chordata; Mammalia; Primates; Lorisidae
Product: leucine-rich repeat-containing protein 37A2-like
Exons: 13
Molecular function (GO): protein binding
Source: RefSeq, a predicted model, not a curated record
AUAACCUUAUCCUUUUUCAGAAUUCUCAGUGAAAAUCAUUUGACCGAAUUACAUAAAGAUUCAUUUGAAGGCCUGCUAUCCCUCCAGUAUUUAGAUUUAUCCUGCAAUAAAAUCCAAUUUAUUGAAAGACGUACCUUUGAAUCACUACCAUUUCUGCAGUAUGUAAAUCUUGGUUGCAAUUUAAUCACUGAACUGAGCUUCAGAACGUUUCAGGCGUGGCAUGGAAUGCAAUUUUUACACAAGGUAAUUCUCAAUCGUAAUCCUCUGACAACUGUUGAAGAUUCAUAUCUUUAUAAAUUGCCAGCAUUAAAAUAUCUAGACAUGGGAACAACACAAGCCCCACUUACAACAGUCGAGAACAUCCUCAUGACAACUCUUGAGUUGGAAAAACUGAUCUUACCUAGCCAUAUGGCCUGCUGCCUCUGCCAAUUUAAAAAUAAUAUUGAUGUUGUCUGCAAGACAGUGAAGCUACAUUGUGAUGCAUGUAUAGGAAACAGCACAGAAGAUUGUUUUGAAGAAGCAAGUGUAGGAAAUGCGGAGGUAGCGCUCAUGAAGGUAUUACAGGCUCGGAAGAAGCACACGAGCACCGAGCUGACCAUUGAGCCAGAGGUAUCCGCAAAUAAAAAUGGCGUCAGCUUGUCAGGCUUCACGAGUGACCAGAUGGACUUCAAUGAUGAAAGCGAUGUCAUUAGUGCACUUAAUUACAUAUUGCCUUAUUUCUCAGAGGGAAAUCUAGAAGAUGUAGAAUCAACAUUAUUACCAUUCAUUAAACUGCUUUUCUCAAAUGAAAAUAGCCUGACAGAGAGUGAGAGUGGAGACAGGGGGCUGAAGAAAGUGACGCUAUUCCUCAAAGGGCCCAAGCGCCUACGGAGAAAACUCUUACAGGAGGCAAGAAUCAAGAGGAAACAGGGUACCUGGCCGACAGCGAAGAAAGUGGCCGAAGAAAGAACGCUUGGGAAACCAAUCCCGAGUGAAAUGACACAGUUUGACGUGGUGCAGAGGCCUCGGAAGUUUGUGGGAAGCUCCUUCCACACCGAGCCUUCCUUCACGCAGACGCACAAGGCUGCGGUCUCUUCUUUCUUCAAACAGUAUAUUGGCAUGCCUUCUACUUCUGCCACCUCAAAAUCCCUACCUGAGGUUAAAAAACAAUCAAAAGACAUGAGCGACACCAUUUUUGUUUUAGAAGAUGCAAAUGCUAGAGUUAAAAGUAUGGAAGCUGGUAAACCAAUUGUACAUUCUAGAAGAAAAUACCGCUUUCAUAAACCUCAUUCCCAUGUGGCCCACAGAACACCUGCGGCCAAACUAAGUCAAAAGUUUAGAAAAGAAACAGUGUUCCAUGGACAGAUGCCUGUAAAGCGGCCUCCAUUCUCUGCAGUAAGGAGCCUUAUAAAUUCCCCGUCACAUGGGGUUUUUCCACCUUCAGAAGAGCUGAGUCCUCAGGAGAAUCCUUUUCCAGAAUCACUUGCUCCUUCAGAAUCUGUUACAGAAAUCACUACUGUAUCCCCUCUAGGAAAUGGUAUUGAAGAAAACAGUUUUAUGGAAAACGCUGCUAUACCUGAAGAAACUAUCUCUGAAAGUACAAAUGAUAAGAAUCCUUCCACUAUAGAUUCCACUGGGACUGCGUUCUUAAUACCGACUGUUAAACAAAUCAAUGAAACUCUGUGGGAAUACCACAACACGGGCACUGACUUACCCAACAUGGAAAAAAGCUUCACUUACCCAUUGCUCGCGUCCCCGGGUGAUCAAUUUGAAAUGCAGCUAAACCAGAAGCUCCGAUCCCUCAUCCCCAACAACGACGUGAGAAGGCUCAUUUCUCACGUUAUCCGGACUUUGAAAAUGGACUGCUCUGAGACCCAUGUGCAACUGGCCUGUGCCAAGCUCAUCUCUAGAACAGGUCUCCUGAUGAAGCUUCUGAGUGAGCAGCAAGAAGUAAAAGUAUCCAAGGCAGAAUGGGAUACGGAUCAGUGGAAGAGUGAGAACUACAUCAAGGAGAGCACAGAAGCCCAGGCUGAACAGAAAGAGCAGGAGUCAAGUGAGCUCACUAAAGGAGUUCCAGGAUAUGGCUAUAACAACAAACUCAUCUUGGCGAUAUCUGUGACUGUAAUAGUGAUGAUUUUGAUUAUAAUUUUCUGUCUUAUUGAGAUUUAUUCUCAUAGAAGAGCAGCAAGGACAGAUGUAGAAUCAGGCUCAGUCCCAAGGAGGGGCUUUUUUGACUUUCUGCAUAGGAGAUGCUCAUCGCAGAGUGAAAGCCAGGAGGGCUUUUUCUGGUUAAGGUGUCCACUUUGGCUUAGGGAUAUGUACAGACCUCUCAAUGCCACACGCAAGAAAAACAUGGCCCAGAAGCUUCACGACAAGGAGUCUUCUGAUGAGGAAGAGAUUUACAAGAGGGAUGCAGGGGAGCGCAUAUCAACAGCAACACCUGUGGAUUCGGCUGCUGAAGGUGGUGAGGAAAGUGAGACCGCGCCAGAAGGGGAGGACGAAGAGUGAUCCAGCCUGCCUAAGGC